Molecule: messenger RNA, 3075 nt
Organism: Chanos chanos (milkfish)
Lineage: Eukaryota; Metazoa; Chordata; Actinopteri; Gonorynchiformes; Chanidae
Gene: tlk1b
Product: tousled-like kinase 1b
Exons: 22
Coding region: 163-2475 (770 amino acids)
Biological process (GO): chromosome segregation; intracellular signal transduction; peptidyl-serine phosphorylation
Cellular component (GO): nucleus
Molecular function (GO): protein serine/threonine kinase activity; ATP binding
Source: RefSeq, a predicted model, not a curated record
AUCGGGGUGUUUUUUUUUUCUUUCCUAAAAAACAUGAGCGAUGCUUGCUCGUUAAACUAUCGAUUUGGAUGAUGCAGGAGUUUUGUGUGGCUUGGAUUUCCUCGGGGUUGCGUGGCAUCACAGUUCGUGUGCAUUCGUUUUCUCGCCUCGGAAAGUGGCUUCAUGAGUGUCCAAAGUAACAGUGGCAGUGGUGGAAGUUUGGACGGACCGCCAUCUUGGUCCCAGCUAUCUACAUCUCCGACCCCGAGCCAGCUUUCUCAACAAAAUAUCUCGGCUCCGGCGAAGGCUAAAGAAGGUGAUUUGAAUGAGCUUCACUCUCUGGACCCACGCAGACAGGAGCUGUUGGAGGCUCGGUUUAUCGGCACCGUUAGUGGCAGCACUGGGGGCAGCACAGGUAGCGCCAGUGGAGGAGCCAAGGCUUUGACCAAUAAUGAGAGUUCCAACCACAGUUUUGGGAGUCUGGGGUCAUCCAGUGACAAAGAGUCAGAGAACUCGGACAUGAAGAGAGGAGGCUCACCAGCAUAUUCAACUCCUGAGAAGAAGCACUCUGAGUCGUCCAGAGGAAGGAAGAGGAAAGCUGCUGACAACCAAUCAGAGAGCAGCCAAGGGAAGUCUUCCGGCCGCGGGCCCAAGAUCAGCGAUUAUUUUGAUUACCAGGGAAAUGGGUCCAGCCCAGUCAGGGGUCUCCCCCCUAUUCUCCGCUCCCCCCAGAACUCUCACUCAGCCCCGGCUUCUGUCGUGAGACAAAACAGCUCUUCUCCUACCAGCCUGUGUUUCACUGAUCACAUGAUGAACAUGAAACAGCUCAGCAGCAAGAGCGUACAGACUGAUCUGACCAUUAUGAAACUAGCUGUGAUGGAGAGCAAUAAAAACCAGGACCUGGAGAAGAAAGAGGGAAGAAUAGAUGACCUGCUCAGGGUAAACUGUGACCUGCGGAGGCAGAUUGAUGAACAGCAGAAGUUGUUGGAAAGAUACAAAGAACGAUUAAACAAAUGUAUCACAAUGAGCAAGAAACUCCUCAUCGAAAAGAGCACUCAGGAGAAGCAGUCAUGUCGGGAGAAGAGCAUGCAGGACCGACUGCGACUGGGCCAUUUCACCACGGUCCGACACGGAGCGUCCUACUCCGAACAGUGGACCGACGGAUAUGCCUUCCAGAACCUCGUCAAACAGCAGGAGUGGGUAAACCAGCAGAGAGAAGACAUCGAGAGACAGCGGAAACUUUUAGCCAAACGGAAACCUCCGAGCACACCCGCCUCUCAAAGCCCCGCCCCUUACGCCGAACCCAAACAGAGAAAGGCCAAAGCUGUCAACGGAGCAGACAGCGACCCCUUCGUUAAGCCUAGCCUUCCCACGCUGUUGACUGUGGCUGAGUACCAUGAACAGGAAGAGAUCUUCAAACUCAGACUGGGCCAUCUCAAAAAGGAGGAGGCAGAGAUCCAGGCUGAGCUGGAGCGUUUAGAGCGCGUGAGAAACCUUCACAUCAGAGAACUGAAGAGAAUCAAUAAUGAGGACAGCUCACAGUUCAAAGAUCAUCCCACACUGAAUGAGAGGUAUCUUCUCUUACACCUGCUUGGUAGGGGAGGCUUCAGUGAAGUUUAUAAGGCCUUUGACCUUAUGGAACAACGUUAUGCUGCGGUUAAGAUUCACCAACUCAACAAGAACUGGAGAGAAGAGAAAAAAGAGAACUACCAUAAACAUGCCUGUCGAGAAUACAGAAUUCACAAGCAGCUGGACCAUCCCAGAAUAGUCAAACUCUAUGACUACUUCUCCCUGGAUACGGACACGUUUUGCACGGUGCUGGAGUUCUGUGAGGGGAACGAUCUGGAUUUUUACCUGAAGCAGCACAAGCUGAUGUCAGAGAAAGAGGCUCGGUCCAUCGUCAUGCAGAUCGUCAAUGCACUCAGAUACCUCAACGAGAUCAAACCGCCAAUCAUCCACUAUGACCUCAAACCAGGUAACAUCCUGUUGGUGGACGGCACGGCGUGUGGAGAGAUUAAGAUCACGGAUUUCGGCCUGUCCAAAAUCAUGGACGAUGACAACUAUGGCGUGGACGGUAUGGACCUGACCUCUCAGGGAGCUGGAACCUACUGGUAUUUACCUCCAGAGUGUUUUGUCGUCGGUAAAGAACCUCCAAAGAUUUCAAAUAAAGUCGACGUCUGGUCCGUGGGAGUUAUUUUCUUCCAGUGUCUAUACGGACGAAAGCCGUUUGGCCAUAACCAGUCUCAACAAGACAUCCUUCAGGAGAAUACUAUCCUCAAAGCCACUGAGGUCCAGUUUCCAGCCAAACCUGUGGCUAGCAAUGAAGCCAAGGCAUUUAUCCGGCGCUGUCUUGCCUACAGGAAGGAAGAUCGCUACGACGUCCAACAGCUUGGCAGUGAUUCCUAUUUGCUUCCUCAUAUGAGACGAUCCAAUUCGUCAGGAAACCUGCAGGCCAUGCCCUCUAGUCCCGCCUCUUCUGGCAUCAUUUCAUACUGAUUGGCUGAGUGAACGAUUGACGGUUGAAAUGGCCAUUCCCCUCGCCUCUCCGCUCCUCAUGUAGAGGGGGAAGGAGGAAGGGGCCGUGUAUAAGUGAUAGAAUAUGCCAGCCCCUCCCCUCUUGACACAGCUGGUCGUCAUGGUGACUGAGAGGGUGGCUGAAGUCACUUCCUGCAUGAGCUCUGAUCUUAUUGGACAGUUGAGUGUCAGUGAUGGAAUGUUUAAAAAAAAAAAAUGGACGUUUGUUUUGUGAUGAGGUGAUUUUUGGAAAACUGUAAAAAGAAACAAAAAAAAAUUGUGGGGGGAAUUUUUUUUUAAAUUCCCCAGAGGUUACAGGUGCUAGAGGGGACAUGGCUUUAACAAAAAGAGGGGAUACUGACUGAUCAUACCCUGUGCUACUCCACUACAUGGUGUGUGUGUGCGUGAACAUGUGUUAACAUAUAAACCAAUGUGUGUUAUCUGGUCUGUCCGAAGAUUAGAUCAUGUCAGUGAGACAUGCUAGCAUAAACAUGUGUGUGAGUGAGUGUGUUGUUUGCAAGUGAGUCAAUGCAUUUGUGUCCUACAGUGGGUGUGUGGAUUCACCCAAGUGUGUGUGUGUGU